Molecule: messenger RNA, 931 nt
Organism: Phyllotreta striolata
Lineage: Eukaryota; Metazoa; Arthropoda; Insecta; Coleoptera; Chrysomelidae
Source: the annotation of a GenBank genome assembly
CACUGUCACAUUUUUAUAACCUUAAAAACAAGAUAUUUUGAACUGUUUAAAAACAAAUAAAUAAAUCGAAAUGAGUAAAAUUUUCACGCCUACGAAUCAAAUCCGAUUGACGAAUGUGGCCGUCGUGCGAAUAAAGAAAGCCGGCAAGCGCUUCGAAAUAGCCUGUUACAGAAACAAAGUCGUGUCAUGGAGGAACCAAGUUGAAAAGGACAUAGACGAGGUGCUGCAAACGCACACGGUCUUCGCGAACGUAUCGAAGGGCCAAGUGGCGAAAAAGGAGGAUUUGAUCAAGGCGUUCGGCAAAGACGAUCAAACUGAAAUAUGCAAGGAGAUACUGGCCAAAGGAGAGCUGCAAGUCUCGGAUAAAGAAAGACAAAGCCAAACGGACCAGCUCUUUAAAGAUAUCGCCACGACGGUGGCUGAUAAAUGUUUAAACCCGGAGGUGAAGAGGCCGUAUCCGGUUACGAUCAUCGAAAAAGCCAUGAAAGACGCGCAUUAUUCGGUCAAACCGAAUCAAUCGGCCAAACAACAAGCCUUGCAGGUGAUAAAACUCCUGAAGGAAACCAUUCCCAUCGAGAGAGCCAAGAUGAGAUUAAAAGUCAACUUCAAAGGAAAGGCAGCUAAGAAGAUUAAGGAAAAAUUAACCAAAAUGGAAAGUAUCGAGAUCGAAAAAGAAGAUAGGGAAGAAGACGAAAUUACCGUUGUGUUUUUAGUCGAUCCUGGUUGUUUCAAAGAAAUCGAUUCUAUGGUAAAGGCGGAAAGCAAAGGCUCCGCUCUGUUAGAAGUCCUGUCUUACAAGGAAAUGGUUUUAGGCGAAGAACAUUUUUGAUUUAAAAAUCAAGCUAACAUACAAUAUUACGUUUAUGGAUUGUUACACCUAAUAUUCGAAUUGUGAAAUUAUUUUAAACAAAUAAAAAAAAAUAUUCUUCAA